Acaulospora morrowiae is the source of this 561-nucleotide messenger RNA. The record is from the annotation of a GenBank genome assembly. NCBI's taxonomy places the organism in Eukaryota, Fungi, Glomeromycota, Glomeromycetes, Diversisporales, Acaulosporaceae.
AACAUUGAUUCCAAAAUACUUUCGAUGGCGGGAAGUUCGCUGUCGAGACUGUUUUAUGGCGCGCCACUCACCAGAGAACCGUUGGACACUGUCACCACCUAUUGCAAGAACAUUACCACGAUAUUUAUUGUUUGUUCUUCGACGGGUGUUUGUCAAUUCAUUGGAUCCAGCAUUAGCACGCUCGAAAAAUUAAAGAGGCUUGAGAUCGAAUGUAAUUGUUAUGAUGUGACCAACAUCAUUUUACAAAGUUUAGAGAACAAAUUGCCUUUGUCACUUGUUUACCUGAGAUUUAUUAGUUUUGAAUUGAUUGCACCGAGUGCAUUGAAUAAAUUCCUCGAAAAAUGCGAUGCACCCUUAGAAACAUUGAUCAUAAGUUUAGACUGGCAGAAAUACUCAUUCGAAUAUGGUUACGCGAUCAUUAAAUUUUAUGAUAGAAUGCACACCCUGAAGAGGUUAGAAACCGGUACUUACAUGGAUAAAUUAGUUUUCGUGGCUAUAGAAAGUUGUGGAGUGAAAAUCUCGGAGAUUGAUAAAUUCAAAUCUUUGAGGUAUUACUUUUAA